AUGAGUUUCAGUAUUGAGCAAGAAUAUUACGUCCCUCCAGAGGUUUUGUUCAAUGCCUUCACAGAUUCUUACACUUUGACGAGACUUUCCAGGGGUUCUCCUGCUGAAACGGAACCCAAAGUUGGAGGAAAAUUCUCUUUAUUUGAUGGGAGCAUUUAUGGAGAAUUUGUUCAGAUUGAAAAACCCCAAAAAAUAGUUCAAAAGUGGAAAUUUCGCGACUGGUGCGAUGAGGAUUAUAGCAAAGUAACACUAGAAUUCAUGAGUAUCAAAGAAAAUCACACUUUGCUUAAAGUGACACAGGAAAAUAUUCCCAUCACAAAUAAGUAUAACGAAGGGGGAGUACUAGAACGAUGCAGAAAUGGAUGGACAGAGAAUUUCCUACACAAUAUAGAAGUGAUAUUAGGUUAUCCUAAGAAAAAGUAG
Plasmodium gonderi is the source of this 423-nucleotide messenger RNA. RefSeq names its product activator of Hsp90 ATPase. NCBI's taxonomy places the organism in Eukaryota, Apicomplexa, Aconoidasida, Haemosporida, Plasmodiidae. The coding region runs from base 1 to 423 and encodes 140 amino acids. The record is from RefSeq and is a predicted model, not a curated record. The transcript has 3 exons.